Gallus gallus (chicken) is the source of this 2824-nucleotide messenger RNA. RefSeq names its product cholinergic receptor nicotinic alpha 1 subunit (gene CHRNA1). Gene Ontology annotation, molecular function: transmembrane signaling receptor activity; acetylcholine-gated monoatomic cation-selective channel activity. The record is from RefSeq and is a predicted model, not a curated record. Gene Ontology annotation, cellular component: postsynaptic membrane; neuron projection; synapse. NCBI's taxonomy places the organism in Eukaryota, Metazoa, Chordata, Aves, Galliformes, Phasianidae. The transcript has 9 exons. Gene Ontology annotation, biological process: nervous system process; chemical synaptic transmission; regulation of membrane potential. The coding region runs from base 243 to 1610 and encodes 455 amino acids.
GUGGGUAAAAAGGAUUGCUGAGCAAGCCGUGCGAGGAAAGGGCUCCUCAUACUCUGCCCCGUGCUGAGAGCAGCCCUGAAUGGCCAAGAAGUGCCUGCAAGGGGACACGGCCGGCCCGCUCUGCUCCCUCAUGCCACCGUCUGUGCUUCAGCUCAACAGCAGGAUCCGUGAGCUGCCCUGAUUGCUAUUGCUGGCUCUGCGGUCGCAGUGCCGUUGGUUCUGGCUGUGGCUCUCCCAGUGUGAUGUCAGUAAGCUGCUCCAGGAGUUUAAGAGCUUUUGCUGGGUCAGCCCUGUGUUACGAGCACGAGACGCGCCUGGUCGAUGACCUGUUCCGGGACUACAGCAAGGUGGUGCGCCCCGUGGAGAAUCACCGCGAUGCCGUCGUCGUCACCGUCGGGCUGCAGCUCAUUCAGCUCAUCAAUGUGGAUGAAGUAAAUCAGAUUGUAACAACCAAUGUGCGCCUGAAGCAGCAAUGGACAGACAUAAACCUGAAGUGGAACCCAGAUGACUACGGUGGCGUGAAACAAAUCCGCAUCCCAUCAGACGACAUCUGGCGCCCAGAUCUUGUCCUUUACAACAAUGCAGAUGGCGAUUUUGCCAUUGUUAAAUACACCAAGGUCCUUCUGGAACACACAGGGAAAAUCACCUGGACGCCUCCUGCUAUCUUUAAAAGUUACUGUGAAAUUAUAGUCACGUACUUCCCAUUCGAUCAGCAGAACUGUAGCAUGAAGCUGGGAACGUGGACGUAUGACGGUACAAUGGUGGUUAUCAACCCGGAGAGCGAUCGCCCCGACCUGAGUAACUUCAUGGAGAGCGGUGAGUGGGUGAUGAAGGACUACCGUGGCUGGAAGCACUGGGUUUACUACGCCUGCUGCCCUGACACCCCCUACCUGGACAUCACGUACCACUUCCUCAUGCAGCGCCUGCCUCUCUACUUCAUCGUCAACGUCAUCAUCCCCUGCCUGCUCUUCUCCUUUCUGACCGGGUUUGUUUUUUAUCUACCCACAGAUUCAGGUGAGAAAAUGACCCUCAGCAUCUCUGUCUUGCUGUCACUGACUGUGUUCCUGCUGGUCAUCGUGGAGCUGAUUCCCUCUACCUCCAGCGCAGUGCCUCUGAUAGGCAAAUACAUGUUGUUUACCAUGGUGUUUGUCAUCGCUUCCAUCAUCAUCACCGUCAUCGUCAUCAACACCCACCACCGCUCCCCCAGCACUCACACCAUGCCACCCUGGGUCAGGAAGAUCUUUAUUGACACCAUCCCAAACAUCAUGUUUUUCUCUACAAUGAAACGACCAUCCAGGGAUAAACCAGACAAGAAAAUUUUUGCAGAAGAUAUUGAUAUCUCUGAAAUUUCCGGGAAGCAAGGUCCUGUGCCUGUCAACUUCUACUCCCCACUUACCAAAAAUCCAGAUGUGAAAAACGCUAUAGAGGGAAUCAAAUACAUUGCGGAAACGAUGAAGUCAGACCAAGAAUCCAGUAAUGCGGCUGAUGAGUGGAAGUUUGUUGCGAUGGUGCUUGAUCAUCUUCUCCUCGUAAUAUUUAUGCUAGUCUGCAUUAUUGGAACAUUAGCUGUAUUUGCCGGUCGCCUUAUUGAAUUAAAUCAGCAAGGAUGAACAUCAAAUGGAAACUAUUUGCUGCCUGGGCUGGCACUGGAAUGCAUCUUAACUGCUAAAAUCUGGCCAGCCAUGGAAGUUCCCCUGGGACCGAGCAGGGAUACUAAAAUGUGCUUAGCACUUCAGAACUGCUGCUUGGUGCCAUUUCACUGCCAAAAUGACACGCUUACUCUACUGCUAGGCUGAAUGGCUGCCAGCCAGAUUUGGGUCCAUUUUACCAUUUACUAGAAAUGUUAGCGUGUCAAUAAGACUGCCUGACUUCGUUAUCCGCAAAUACUAUUCUAGUGACACCAAUGGCAGUAGUAAGUUCUAUCUGAGCUGUAAAUCUGUAUCCAGCCUCAGAGCAGCUUUCAGGCUGGUUUCAGUAUCAGCUCUGUGUAACACCGGCUGUAACCAGCAGAAGCAUCUCGAGCUCCUUGGUAAAGCAUCUGAAUUCUGUGUACACAUCAGAAGUGAUCGACUCUCCUGUGCGACUCUACCUGCAGAACUCUUGGUCCAGCAAAGAGGGAAUGUUCCUUGGUGUGGAAUGGAUCCGCUGUUGUUUCUUGCUAUGCAGGCCCAGGGUAAAGGACACGUUGAAGGUUUUUCACCCUUCUUUACCACUGAGCUCUGCUUUGCGACCACACAACUAAUGUGCAGACAGAGAGCAAGCGUACCUCGGUGUCCCUCUUCACACUGAGCAAUGAGCAAUGCGAGAGCAUCUCCACCUUUGGGGGUGCUCAGUACGAUACCUUAACCGUACCUCCGUUCCCUGAGAAGCACGUCCUGCCCUGCCGGCAUGCAUCACGAGCAGCGGGCGGGCACUGCACCGCAACGACCGAUCCCAUGGAAGCGUGUAUGACAAAAGGGUCGGACCUCCCCCGUCACAUCGGCCGAUUUAACCGAGCUUCCUUCAAACGUUGAGCAGCAGCUCACUCUAGUGACAAACGCGGGUAGUUGCUUUCGUCCAAAAAACCUCUGAUACUGCAAUGGUUGUUGGGUUUUUUAGUAAAUAUUCAACCCAAGGAACGAGCCUACGUUUGUUUCAGCAGGAUAGUGUGGAAGUUCGAGUAGUUCUGCCUAUUAUUCUCAAAAACAGAUAAGCACAAGUGAAGCAAAUGAUACAAAUCACUCAUCUUUCCAAGCUGGCUGUCCAAACGUUACUUGGCUAACGUCGGUAACAAAAUUUGCUGUGAGUUUAAUAAAAUAUCAUGUUUUAUGUUUGUGUUCGACAA